Messenger RNA from Sitodiplosis mosellana (orange wheat blossom midge), 1244 nucleotides. Its product is annotated as cytokine-like nuclear factor N-PAC. The transcript has 5 exons. NCBI's taxonomy places the organism in Eukaryota, Metazoa, Arthropoda, Insecta, Diptera, Cecidomyiidae. The coding region runs from base 277 to 999 and encodes 240 amino acids. Gene Ontology annotation, molecular function: oxidoreductase activity, acting on the CH-OH group of donors, NAD or NADP as acceptor. The record is from RefSeq and is a predicted model, not a curated record.
AAUAGCGCGACCGCCAUUUCUCGUCUCUGUAAAUUUGUGUUGAGCGUCAGUCUUAUUGGUUAAGCAUUGAAAAUAUCGUAUAAAAUAUUUGUAUUUAAAAAUUUUAUAUGAUUUUUCUUUGGUUCAUAAGAAGUUUUUCCGUGAGAAUUCUUUGCAAUCGUAUAAUUUGAACUAUUUCCAAGUAUUUGUGAUUGUAUUAUUUUUGUUGAUACAACAAUUUGAAGCCGACUCUUCCCACGAAACUUAUAGUAUACAGAAGUUUGGGUUGAACGAAAUAUGGAAGAUUUAGUUUGGGCAAAAAUGAAGGGCUUUUCACCUUGGCCAGGACGUAUUUGUUAUCCUCCACCUGAGCUUGGUCAAAAACCGAAAAAAGCAAAAGGUCCAGUACGUUGUAUUUUUUUCUUCGGAACUUGCAACUAUGCGUGGAUUGAAGAGAACAAUAUUAAAAACUAUCUUGAGUACAAAGACCAGUUGAUAAAGUCGAGUAAAACGGCAGCAUUCAAGGAAGCUGUGCAAAAAAUUGAAGAAUAUAUAUCUGAUCCCGUGAAAUACCGCUGCAAUGCAGAACCUACAGCGACACAUGAAGAGCAGAACAACGACGCGUCCGAAAGUGUUUUCGAUAAGUUGCUUGAAGGAGAAGCUAAUCAUGAAGAAAAUGAUCGAGGCGACGCUGUUGCAGCCGCAGUUGCUGCAGCCGUUGCACAGCCAUCGCCAAAGCCAGUGAAGAAAAAAAUAGUAAGUGGAUUAUUAAAACGAUAUAGUGAAGGGAUCAAUAUUAAGAAAGUUAUGAUAUUAUCAUUAUUAUUAUUAUUAUUUAUAAACACUACCAAAAAACUGGCUGAAUAUUUAGUUUUGCAGGAAAAUGACUUAAAGAGUCAUGAAAAUCCUGAUAUUUCCAUGUUUAUACAGUUAGGGUAUUACAUAGAUAGCUUCGAUUCAAAGUGUUUCUCGACUUGUAUGAGAGUUUGUUAUUUGAAUGAUCCAAAAAAUAAAACCUAACCAAAGCAUAGAAAUGAAUAAAGGUAGCCAUGUCAACGGUCCAUUAUACGUGUAAAAAUAAAAGAUUAAAUGAGGCGUAAACGUGGUAAUAAUGGCCUCAAUGACUGCUAAAGUCAUCGUUCAAUUUAUCAAGGAGGUGAUAAAUUGAGGAGAAGUUUUACGUCUUAUCCAAACAAGCCCCUGUUGGUAGUUUUGAAUUUGCAGUUGACGUCGAGAUCGGAAGAUCUGAACAAUUUAAAUUAAUC